Messenger RNA from Geosmithia morbida, 1965 nucleotides. RefSeq lists its product as uncharacterized. Lineage: Eukaryota; Fungi; Ascomycota; Sordariomycetes; Hypocreales; Bionectriaceae. Gene Ontology annotation, biological process: protein dephosphorylation. Bases 1 to 1965 code for a protein of 654 amino acids. Gene Ontology annotation, molecular function: protein serine/threonine phosphatase activity. The transcript is spliced from 2 exons. The record is from RefSeq and is a predicted model, not a curated record.
AUGUAUCGGGCAACACCACGGACGUUACAAACGACACACUCCAUCAUCCGCAACACAAUCAGCCGUUCCUCCCACGCCCACUCCCACUCCCGCUCCCGCUCCCUCUCCUUCUUCGCCCAUCCGACCCCUCAUGCUUCUUCUUCGCUGAGAUCGUCGUCGGCGCCGUCGUCCAUGUACCUCCGUCGUCUGCCUGCCGCCGUCGCCGGAAGCCUCGCCGUCGGCUACGGAGCCUGGUACCUGGGAGCAGGAGGCGCCAUCAACCCGCUGGCGUACCUGACCCCCUCGACGCGGAGCUACAGCGUGCCCCCCACCGGCGGUGCCACCGGAGCUUCUUCCUCCGCCCUUCCUACCAGGACCGUUCUCGUUGUGGGAGCAGACGAGCUGCGGCAGGGUACCGUCGUCGGGGAGGGCCCCAUAUCCAAGGUCGUCGGCGGAGCGGGCGACGACGCGAACCGUAAGAUUGUCGAGAUGCUCACGCCCGAGCAGGCCACGCAGAAGCUCCGCAAGCUGGAGCAGUCGUACCUCGUCAGCAGGGGUGAAGGCGUCAUCCGGUACGAUCUGGUCCAGCUGCCCAGUAACGACCCCAUCGAGGACGAUCACGCCGAGAAGAUUGUACAGGUUCCCGGGAGGUCGGCAGGGAAUGCCGAUAACGACUGGAUGUUUUGGGGCGUGUUUGACGGCCACUCGUAUGUUCCAUCCUCCCACUCUCUGCUUCGCUCUGCUCUUCUGCCAUGCUUUUUUCCCACUCUUCACUUCACUCCACUUCCUGCUGUCGGCUCCAUAUAUACUAAUAGUCUCUUCAUCGACAGCGGCUGGACAACGUCCGCUACCCUCCGUGAGAACCUCAUCAACUACGUCGCAACCGAACUAAACGAGACGCACAAAGCGGCUGCCAAGGACGGCGCCCCCACCCCGGACGCCAUCGACCUAGCCAUCAAGACCGGCUUCGGCCGCCUGGACGACGAGAUUGUCCACAAGAGCGUCGAGAAGGUCAUCAAGUCCAGCUCCAAGAACGUCGCGGCGGAGCUCCUGCAGCCGGCGCUAUCCGGCUCCUGCGCCCUGCUGUCCUUUUACGACUGUCGUACCAACCUCCUCCGCGUGGCGUGCACCGGUGACUCGCGUGCCGUCCUGGGACGUCGCUCCAAGUCCGGAUCGGGCAAGUGGACUGCCUCCCCGCUGUCAGAUGACCAGACGGGUUCCAACCCGCGCGAGGCGGACCGCAUGCGUCGCGAGCACCCGGGCGAGGAGGCCCACGUUGUGCGCAACGGCCGCGUCCUCGGCGGCCUGGAGCCCACCCGCGCCUUCGGCGACGCAGUCUACAAGUGGUCGCGCGCCACGGCUAACCAGCUCCGCGAGAAGUUCUUUGGCCGCACCCCGUCCCCCCUGCUCAAGACCCCACCCUACGUGACGGCCGAGCCGGUCAUCACCACCACAAAGGUCAACCCGCAGGACGGCGACUUCCUCGUCCUGGCGACGGACGGUCUCUGGGAGAUGCUCACGAAUGAAGAGGUCGUCGGCCUGGUGGGCCAGUGGAUCGACAGCCAAAAGGCGGCCUCCGGUUCUUCUUCCGGCUCCACCCUCGAGUCGGCAUGGUCCAAGUUCUUCGGUUCCGCGCAGAAGCCGCUCCCCGUCGAGGACAGAGACGCCGCUGCCGCGUCUGGUGCGUCGGGAUCCAACGGCCAGAAAACCCCCAUCCGUCUUCAGCAGUGGGGUAUCGAUCCCAACGCCAAGGACCGCUUCGUCGUCAAGGACAAGAAUGUGGCUACUCAUCUUGUUCGCAAUGCCCUGGGUGGCACUAAUGAUGAGCAGGUCUCUGCUCUACUUACACUUCCUGCCCCCUUCUCCAGGAGGUAUCGCGACGACCUAACUGUCCAAGUCAUCUUCUUUGGCAACGGCGCCAAGACAGGCGAUGUGGUGCUCAACCCCGAGGCCAGUGCCGACCAGACGCCCAAGGCUAAACUGUAG